Molecule: messenger RNA, 168 nt
Organism: Meloidogyne enterolobii
Lineage: Eukaryota; Metazoa; Nematoda; Chromadorea; Rhabditida; Meloidogynidae
Source: the annotation of a GenBank genome assembly
GCCGAAUUUGAAAUGAUGGUUGCGUCUUUUGUUGUUUUUGACGCUUUAGGAAUUGAAACAACUUUUGAUUUUAUGAAUACAGCUUUCUUUACAAGAUAUGCUCAGUUUUACUUUAAUGGACAUAAUAAAGAGGAAAAAGAAAAUUUUUACAAAUUUAUUCCCGGUUAG